Messenger RNA from Oppiella nova, 978 nucleotides. The record is from the annotation of a GenBank genome assembly. NCBI's taxonomy places the organism in Eukaryota, Metazoa, Arthropoda, Arachnida, Sarcoptiformes, Oppiidae.
UCACCCUCACAGCAGUCGAGUCUUUCAACCAGUGGUACACCGAUUGGGAGUCCAUUGAAGGCCGACGAGACACAUAAAUGCAAUAUUAAUCCUUUGAAAGGGUUGUCCGCUAUUAAUGAGUGCACCGAUUGCUACGACUCUGCGCCCAAACCGCGAAACUUUCCCAUCGAUGCCAUCAAUAACAGCAACGAUACUAAUCACUCGUCGUCCGACAUUAUAUACCCCAACCAGUGCUCUGUUAUCACCGACACCUCCAUCGAGACCAUCAAAAACAGUUGCAUCGAGAGCUUUGGCUGUUUUUCGACCAAAACUACUAACAAUAAUAGCGUUCAUAAUAAUCAUAAUGAAGAGAGUGAUCAAAAAGAGGUCGCAAAACUUCAGAAGAUAUCAAACACUGUGUACCAGAAGGUGAUUGAACUGGAGUUCGCGACCAUACCUUUCAAGGAGAUGGCGGCUGCGGACAUGAACCGCUUCGAGAGCAUAAGGAUCGCCGAGUUGGCCGCCGCUGUGGCCGACCUGAACCGGCGCUCGUACGGCAUGAGCAACGAGGGUCUGAAGAUCACCCGCGAGCUGUCCAACUUCAUCGACAUGACCAAAGUGUUAGCCGUCAAGUGUGACGACGCCAUCCGGCGACUCGUCGUUAUGUCCAAAAAGAUCGCCUCAUUCAAGGAGUUGUGUCAACCCGACCAGAUCGGGCUCAUGAAGGCCGGCUGCUUCGAGAUACUCAUCAUGCGAUCCAUUAACACCUAUAACCAGGAGCACGACUACUGGUCGGUCGCCAUGGACCAGAAUAACGCGACGAUGGUUAAGGUGGAGCUGUUUAAGCAAACCAAAGGCAAUCUAUACGAAGCCCACAAGAAUUGGAUGCACGCCUUCGCCGAGGAGUGGGAUUCCGACCAAACGAUCCUUAAUUUGUUGACGGCUAUUGUACUGUUCACACCGGAGCGACCAAACAUAAUGCACAGGGAGUUAAUCAAG